GUUAACAUUAGCAUUUUAAUAAGUUACCUCUCAGUAGUCACUGAAAAAUAUUAAUUGAGAAAUGGUUGGAAAUAAACACUUGCGGUUAUUUGACGUAUGAAUUUCUUGACAGGUCUCAACUCAUAGUCUCUACAUGACUGACGACACAAAUGUGGCAAUAUUUCCUGGAGCCUCUGGUGUUUUCAGCACAUUGGACCUUACUCCAAGAGCUCACUAUGAGGUUCACGGUGAGGAGGACGACACCUCAUCAGCUUCAAAUACCACAGCUCAACGUUUCACGUUCAUGCGAACACCUGCGACUACUUCUAGUCCAGCUGCGCAGCGGGCUGCCUCAGCCCCCUCCAGAGCCACUGUCUCUAAAACAUUUCAAAGAUCGAUUUUUCUUGCUGAGGUGGUUGGUGGGAGGUUGAGUCCCAGCAGAAUGGUGGUGGUCCGGUUUUUAGAAUGUGAGGCUACCCUUCAGGGGAUCAUCAGAAAAGUGCAAGAUGCCAUUGGAAGUCAUGACCCCAUGGUAUUGACUGAUGCGCAGGGGAAUGCAAUUUUGGAGUCUGAAGGAACAACAGGGUCACAGUACUGGAAACAAAAUGCACGAAAGAUUCUUGCUGUACAAGAACAGGGCUUCCAGGAGUUGCAGGGCACCAAAAGGAGGAGAAUGAGCCGAAAAGAUGAAGAUGCUGCAGGCAUUGGAGAGGUCACUGAGAAGAUAGAAGAGCUUGUGCUGGCAUCAACAUUAACAAAGACAUUUUAGGCUGAGUAAAAAGAAAACAUUGUCACCCAGUACAUCAAUAACACAUUGAGGUUGUAUGGACACACCUACACACACACACACACAGUAACACACAGAAUGAAUAGUUUUUCUCAUUUUGUCUUUUAGAAUUCAUUGAGGAGCCAGUCUUCACACAGUGUUGCCGGAGCAUUAUUGGCUGCAAAACAUGUGUGGAACAGUGGCAGGAGACCUCUGUGCACUGUGCAAAAUGUAGAGGGAACACUGCAGGCAGCAACAUAUUUGAAAUGAAUGGUCUGUCAGAGGCAUUUUCUGUUCUGAGAUCCCUUUUUGAAGAGGAGUAACAUUUUGCACUUUUACACCAACAAAUAGAUAAAAAAUCCACGUAUUUGAGUUUGUUUUAUAGGUUCAAAAAUGUGGGUCAGAGCUGUAGUAGUGAUGUGAAUUUAUUUACAUGUUUGGGCUGGAUGAUGCCAUAUCGAUGUUCAUUGUUCCUGUUACAAAUUUACAGUCUCUAAGUUAA
This is a messenger RNA of Micropterus dolomieu (smallmouth bass), 1247 nucleotides long. RefSeq lists its product as uncharacterized. The transcript is spliced from 5 exons. The record is from RefSeq and is a predicted model, not a curated record. Lineage: Eukaryota; Metazoa; Chordata; Actinopteri; Centrarchiformes; Centrarchidae. The coding region runs from base 134 to 748 and encodes 204 amino acids.